UGCCCGUUUACCAGCUGGCAUUCAUUUUGUAAAAUUGCAAAUAGUCUUCGCCAUUGUUGUGAUUAUUUAGCAUGGCGUCUGUUUUAGAUCUAGUAAGGCAUUAUCAACAUAAUAUAGAGAAAUAUCCUCACGAUGAGCAGAAAGUUUUAAAGGCAAUUGAUAAAUUGUUUUCUUUGGAUGUAAAAGUGUCACAUCUACAAGAGACAGGUGUCGGUCGUACUGUAAACGCUCUUCGUAAAGAACCUGGCCAUGUGGGGAAAGCAGCAAGAGCUCUUGUUUAUAAAUGGAAGGAGAUGGUGGCAGCAGAGGAAAGUGACCAGGAAACCGAUCAUGAUACUGCACCACAUAAUGGACAUGAAAAGGUUUCUGUAUAUAAUGCAAAUCCAUCGAUGAGCCAGAAUGUCAAACAUGAAGAAAUACUUCGACCUGGAGAUAAGGAUCACAGGCAAAUUAAUGGUGAUAGCACUAGCAAGAGGAAGUACCAAAGCAGUGAGGAAGAAGAAAGUGAAUUGAAAAGGUCAAGGCACUCCAGUUCCCAUUCACACCACAGUCAAAGUAAAAGAAAACAUGUUGAAGUAAAAUCAGAUAGUGACAGUCAAUCAGACUCCCAAAAUGACGAUAGUGACUCUGAAUCAUCUGAUGAACAAUCUGAGGAAGAGACUAAAGUAAAAAUAAAAACUGAACCUGAAGAUAAACAUGAUCAAUCUCAAACAAAAUACUCUCAAAGUACUCCUAUUGAUCACAAACGAGAAUCGUCCAGUUCAAAAAAAUCACAUGUAUCGUCAUCGCAUACACAUUACAGCUCUAAACAUCACAAUUCUGAUUCUUCUAAAUAUAAUUCAGACUCUAAGCACUCUGAAAAGGCGACAAAAGACAAAUAUAGCUCUAAAGAAAAGAGUUCAAAGGAAAAAGAAAGUAGUUCUGAUAAGUCAUACAAAGAGCACAAGUCAUCUGAUGAGAAAAGAAACAAAGAAGAAUCAAAACCUAAACAUAGCUCUGAAAAGCAUAAGUCGAGCUCACAAAAGACGGAAAAUGGUUCUGAAAGACACAAAAGUCAAAAUAAAAGUGUUAAUAAGGAGAAACACAGUAGCUCUAACUCAGAGAAAGAUAAAUACAAAAAUAUGCCAGAUAAAGACAAGCACAAGAGUUCUUUGGAGAAGGAAAAAGACAAAGACAAGAGUUCGUCUGAAAAUCAAAUCUCCAGUGAUAAACAUAAGUCUAAAGAAAGUAGUUCUAAACAUAAAAGUUCUUCAAGUAAAGAGAAGUUGAAAGAUAAAAGUAGUUCUAAAGAAAAGUCUAGUAGCAGUAAUCACAAAAGUGGCAAGAAACACACUAGUGAAAAGUCAAGUAGUGAAAGUAAGAGUAAAUCUGAGCGAAAUGAAAAUUUCAACAAGAAAGAGUCAAGUCAAAAAUCUAGUUCCUCUUCAUACAAGAGUAAAUCGAGCAGUAGUAAGUCUAAGGAAGAGAUACCAAAGAAAAAAGUUAAAAUUAAUGAAGAUUCAGUAGACAGUGAUGAAGGAAUUGGCUGUGAAUCUGGUACUAGUUUUGCUGAAGCCUUGGGAAUGAUCACCCCUUCAAAAUCUAAAAAGAAAAAUCCAAUCAAAGGUGAUAAUUCGCCUGGUAAUCCAGUAAAUAAUGACUUAAGUCCUGCUAACUUAUUAGCACCUACCGCGAAGCUUGCCCCUUUGCCGGCUAUAGAGAUCUCAGGGCUACCAGAGAUCUCUCCCAACUACAAGCCCCGUCCGCCGCCCAAAUUCCUACCGCACUUCACUGACGAAGAUGCUAUAAGCGCGGGUAUAUCAACUAAAAACCAAAGAACAAAAGUCUACUCCGGCAACAAGGCCAUCGGGAAAGUGCCGACUCUUUACGAAAUGUGUGUACUGAUACUUCAAGAACACAUUGACGCUCUUGAGUACACCGGUGGAGUUCCCUACGAGAUUUUGAAGCCAGUCGUGGAUAAAGCAACGCCACAACAAUUGCAUAUGUUAGAGCAUUUUAACCCAUAUUUGAUGGAAGAUACUGACCACCUAUGGCAGAAGCACUGUGAGAAACACUUUCGUGGAAAGAAGCGCCAAGAAAUGGAGACAUGGAGAGAAAUGUUUGCAAGAUGCCAAGAGGAACAAGAGCAUAGACUCAAGUCGCUGACGGCGAACAUAAAAAUGACUCAAGAGGCAAAAAAAGCGCCGAUUAAACAAACUAAGAUGGCGUACGUUGACAGUGUUGUAAAACCACCCAGGAGCAUCGCUAGAAAACAAGCUUUGCACGGCACGGCACAUGCGUCGUCGGCCAGUCCAGCGGCGCGCGUCGCUGCGCUUGCCACGGCUCCCAAUGUCCUCAAGACUGGGUCGGUUCGACCACCUCCCGCGCCCUCUAUGUCAUCCUCAAGUGCCAAUCGGCCCAAAAAGGCUCCCCUAAUGCAAAAAGCCCUUCAAUUCAUGCGAGGUCGCAAGCGAUGAUGAUGAAUUGAAGUGAUAAAUCGGUGACAUGGUGCUACCAAACUUUCUUCGUGAAAAUGACGUGUUAUUCAUAUUGCGCUAGUAGUAAUUUUAUGAAUUCAGGGUUUGUUUAGCAUCCUGCUAUUGAUUGCACAGUUCGAUUGUUUUACUCAGGUAAGUAGGGUUUCAUUUUGCAAUGGACUGAAUGGUAAUAUUUUAAAAUUUAACUUAUGACAGUAGUUUUCCUUUGUGUCGCAAUAGAAUUUGAACAAAUGGCAAUCAGUGUUAGUGAUACAUUAUAGAUAACCCCAUUACGCGUUGGUAAUUCUUAUUUGGUCUAAUGUUACCGCAUGCAUUAAUAGUUUUUUUAUAUAUAAUUAUUUGGCAGUACUCCGGAUUCGAAAUCGAAGACCAGUGUUGGUCGUUAAUGAAAUAUAAUUAAAUUGGAGGUUCAUACAAUUAUUAUUGACGUUGUCUCAUUCACUAAAUCGCAACGUAGUCAGGUACAUAACAAUUAGUUAUUUUUUUAUUAGAGAGCUUUUAGAAAUACUGACUAAAAACCUUAGAAUCUGGCACUGACAUCUAACUAUUAUAGAUGUUUGUGUACCUUCUGUAUCAGAGGUUUGUUUUUACAGUUAUCAGUACCAAAAUGUUUAAUGGUAUUUAUAUAUUGUAAAUUCUACUUUUUGGGGACAUACACCUUCUGUUCAAUUUUGCGCCACACCGAAAAGCAUAUUCGUAUGAUGGUUACCUCUUUUGGUCCGUGGCUGGAAUAUAACCUUUAAUACUUUAUCUUAUGAUAAAUGUAAAUAUAUUUUUAUAUACUUGUAGAUAUUAGCUCAAUGACGAACCCAUAGGCAAAAUAUGUACCACAUUGUAAAUAGAAACGUUAUUUUUAUAACAUACUGUCAUUACCGAUAGCCUAUUUGUAAAUUUUGUUCCUUGUGAAACCAAAAACAAACCGAGUAAAACUAGAGGUGAAAUAGAACAAAUAAUGUGUUUCUGAAAUAUAAACAGUAGUACUAGUGGAAAUAUAUGUUAGGUAUAUAUGUAAUAUUAAUUUUAAAUGCCAUUUAUUGUUAGGUAGCAAUCGUAUUGCAUUUGUGUUCGUCGUCUAGUUGAAAUAAUAUAUGUAUAACUACUUUAUAUGUACGUCACGUAUAUAUGUCUACGCAUAGUUUAUGUUGCCGAAUCUGAAUAUAACUUAAAUUUUGCAUUCUUUCGCACAACCGCGGGUAUCCAAGAUCUUUAACAAAUGUCUUCGCUUUUUCUUGUUUUUGGCUAUAGAGCCAAAGUUAUUAAGUUUUGUUAAAUAGCCAGAAUACCAAAAGAUUGGGACGCUGUGAUAGGUAGGAAAUAAAAAACAAAGAAUGUGAUGUAGGUGUAUAAUAAUACGCCAUUAACCCUUCAAGGAAGACAAUGUUAGAUAGGUAUCAGUAUGCCUGAAACUUUUGCUAUUUCAUAAAUAAAAUCAAUGAUAUUGCAAGUUUUUGAUGAUUAUUUAAAGUUAUAGAUACAAUCAUAUUUUGUGCCUCGAUGUCACUAUAGGGACUU
Hyposmocoma kahamanoa is the source of this 3989-nucleotide messenger RNA. Its product is annotated as transcription elongation factor B polypeptide 3. The transcript is spliced from 10 exons. The coding region runs from base 72 to 2456 and encodes 794 amino acids. Gene Ontology annotation, biological process: transcription elongation by RNA polymerase II. The record is from RefSeq and is a predicted model, not a curated record. Gene Ontology annotation, cellular component: nucleus; elongin complex. NCBI's taxonomy places the organism in Eukaryota, Metazoa, Arthropoda, Insecta, Lepidoptera, Cosmopterigidae.